Messenger RNA from Diaporthe amygdali, 720 nucleotides. RefSeq names its product npp1 domain. The transcript is spliced from 3 exons. The coding region runs from base 1 to 720 and encodes 239 amino acids. The record is from RefSeq and is a predicted model, not a curated record. NCBI's taxonomy places the organism in Eukaryota, Fungi, Ascomycota, Sordariomycetes, Diaporthales, Diaporthaceae.
AUGGGUGUCCUCCGAUCUUUUGUCUCCCUCAUCGCCGCGGCUGCAGUCGUCAGCGCCAGCCCGAUCGAGCGCCGUGCUCCCAUCGACUCAGACAAGGUCGUGGGAUUCGCCGAGACUGUUCCUUCCGGCACCACAGGGAGCGUUUACCUCGCCUACAAGCCGUACCUCAAGGUCGUCAAUGGCUGUGUUCCAUUUCCAGCUGUGAAUGCUGCGGGAGAGACGAACGCCGGACUUAACCCGACAGGCGCGUCUAAUGGAGGGUGCUCGAGCAGUACGGGACAGGUCUAUGUUCGCGGCACUACAUCGUCUAACGGGUACUACGGGCUGAUGUACUCAUGGUACAUGCCCAAAGACUCUCCUUCCGAUGGCCUGGGACAUCGCCACGAAUGGGAGGGUGUAAUCGUCUGGCUGAAGUCGGCGACGUCCACCGCCGCGAGCAACAUCGCUGCUGUGUGCCCGUCUGCCCAUGGAGACUGGGACUGCUCGACCAGCGGGUACACUCUGUCCGGCACUAAGCCGUUGAUCAAAUACGAGAGCGUCUGGCCGGUCAACCAUCAAAUGGGCCUCACGACGGCUGUCGGAGGCACACAGCCGCUGAUCGCUUGGGAAAGCCUGCCUACCGCGGCUAGGGAUGCUCUGCAGACUGUGGACUUCGGGGCGGCCACAGUUCCGUUCAAGGACUCCACGUUCACCAAUAACUUGGCUGCCGCUACCUUCUAA